Mangifera indica (mango) is the source of this 3635-nucleotide messenger RNA. RefSeq lists its product as uncharacterized. NCBI's taxonomy places the organism in Eukaryota, Viridiplantae, Streptophyta, Magnoliopsida, Sapindales, Anacardiaceae. The transcript has 5 exons. The record is from RefSeq and is a predicted model, not a curated record. Bases 512 to 2593 code for a protein of 693 amino acids.
GCAACCUCUAUUCUCUACCCACCCAAAUCUCUCAACACGUACCAAAAUUUUUUCAACUCAGAACAAGAACAAGCAACGUUGAAACACGACACUGUGGACCGAACAGACCCUUCAACUGAAGAAGAAAAUCUUCAAUGUGUAUUUCUCUCUUAAACUGUCCUCUGAAUAUCCAGGGAUUAAGCAACCAAAAAGAUUAGCUCAAAACUCAGUAGCUCACAUGUGCUUUUCUCUCCUUGUUUUUUGGCUCAAAAAUUCCUUCUCUGUAUCCUUAAUUAGGUCAGACUUCAACUUCUGAUGAUAAUCAUUGAGUCUUUUGCCAUAUUUUCUGAAUUUUUUAACCGGUGAAAAGUCCAUUAUUGCAUGCAAUUUUCAACGUAAAAAUUAGAGUUUUCGUGAACUUUUGUGUUUACUGUUAUGUUGUUGCUUCAGAAUGAAUGGAGCCUUUCUUGGGUUAAAUUGGUUAAUUCUUUGAGGAAAUUUGUUGAGAAAUAAGCAUCUGGGUUUGGUUAAUAUGGCUUCUGUUCAUGGAUUUCUCUAUGAGAAAUUGCUUCUCUUCAAUGGCUUUUCCUGGGUCUCUGUCUUCUCUCUGUUUGUUACUUUGUUUGGUCUCUUGUGCAAGUUUUAUUUCAGAGUUGAGAGAGAAAGCCUGGUGGUUUCUCUUCAGGAUGUUGAUUCUUGUCUUCUAAAGUCAGAAGAUGAAAUUGAAGAAACAAAAUCUGAUUCUAUUGAGUUUAAGGAUAUAGAGAAUGAUGAAGAAGAAAGGACUCCAAAGUGCUUUCUCAAUUUCAAGUUCCAAUCUUAUGAAGAAUUCUGUAAGAAUAACAAAGAAAAGUGGGACUUAGUUCAUGAGUUCAAGUCUGAGAACUAUUUAUGUGGGUUCAUUGAGGAACCGAAAGAUGUGAGCUUCACAGUAAAAGAGCUGUCUGCUGAUUCAGUGAAUGCUCCUUCUGGCAAGCAAGAGAUUAUUGAUGACAAUUCUUUGUUAGAGAAUGAUCUUAAGGAAGAAAAUUUGGUUGAGGAAAUUGUUGAUGAAGAAGGAGAGGUUUCAGAGAAGCUAGAAGAAGUGGCAACAUUGAUUGAUGACGAGAAACAGAUGCCAAAUGGUGAAGAUGGCUUAGGGGACCUUGAAUCUCUUUCAGGAAAGGACUUGGUAGCUUUGGAUUCUGAUGCAGAUUUGACAACUUCAAGCAAUGAAUUAUCAGUUGUGAGUCAAUUUAUUGGCUCAACCAGUGAUGGCUUUUUGUCUGAUAAAGAUUCUGAUGACGAGUUUGAGUUUAGUAUUAUGAGGAGCAUUGAGAGGGAUUUGAAAGACUUGCAUUUACAGAAAUUUAACGAUGUUGCCGCCAAUGAUACUGAUGAUGAAGAUAGUGAUAAAAUGGAGGAGCUUAAAAAUUUAGAAGAGUCUGAAGAUGUAAAGAAUUCAUGCACUCAAGACUCAGAAAUGCUGCUUGGGAAAGAUUUUCACAUUGAAAACAAUUCGAAGAAUCAAGAAUUUGGUGGUGAAAUGAAUCAAGCAACAAGUAGUUUGAAUAAGUCUAAUAAGUCCAAUUUGCAGAAUUCAUUUGCUUCUGUGGACUCUGAGGAUUCAUAUGGACUGGAAACUUUGUGGGAGCACCAAGAUCUGAUUGAGCAGCUCAAAAUGGAGCUUCAAAAGGUCAGGGCUAUAGGUCUGCCCAUUAUCCUAGAAGAGUCUGAGUCUCCGAAAAUAAUGAAAGAUUUGAAGCCUUGGAAGAUUGAUGAGAAGUUCUUGCAUGAAGCUAGAUUGGGUGAGCUUCACAAAUUAUACAGAAGUUACCAAGAACGGAUGCGAAAAUUUGACAUCUUGAAUUUCCAAAAGAUGUAUGCAAUAGGCUUUCUCCAAUCUAAGAACCCCCUUCAAACGAUUUCAAGCCUGAAAUCAUCGGCUCAAGGAUUGUUUUCUAUUCUUUCACAGAAUUUCCUCAUGGGAAAGCACAAAAAAUCCGAAUCUGACCCAUUGAAAAAGUUUAUCAAAGAGUUGUUUAACGAUCUAGAAGUGGUUUAUGUUGGACAAUUGUGCCUCUCCUGGGAAAUCCUUCACUGGCAAUUCAAAAAGUCAUUGAAGUUAUGGAAGUCUGACCCUAAUGGUAAACACCGAUACAACAAAGUUGCUGGUGAAUUUCAACACUUUCAAGUGCUAAUGCAAAGAUUCAUAGAAAAUGAACCGUUUGAAGGUCCAAGGGUGCAGAAUUAUAUCAAGAAUCGAUAUGUUCUGCGUAAUCUUCUUCAGGUUCCAGUAAUAAGAGAGGACAGCAAAAAGGUUAGGAAGGGAAGACUGAAAAGGAGAGAUGAGUAUGCAAUCACAAGCGAAAUGCUAGUCAAGACCAUGGAAGCAUCGCUACAAAUACUUUGGCAAUUCAUCCGAGCCGAUAAAGAUGCAAAUGUUCUGACACCAAAGAUGAGAAGAACCACUCAGGUUGAACCCCAAGAAACCUUAGACUUGAAACUUUUAUCAGAGGUUAGAACUAAUCUUCAAAAGUUCUUUGAUCCUCAAAAACAGAUUGAGAAAAUUCAAGGAAAAGUUAUCAUGUCAAGAAUGGGAUUCGAACCCAUGCCCUUUCGGACCAGCACCUGAAACUGGCGCCUUAGACCAACUCGGCCAUCUUGACAUUUGAUUCUAUUUUUGGCAACUUGCUAUAAUAUAGAAUAAUGGAUAGUAAAAUAUCAAACGAAUCCUCAUAAUUUCCGGAAACAAAUGUGUUUCAUUGUUUACCCUGUUAAAAAUUAUACUUAGAUUAUUAGAUUAUUAUUUCAAUACAAAAUUUAAAACCUAUUAUAUAAUACUUUUUCUAAAAUUGUUGGAGAAAUUUUAUUUUUCAUUCUCUCUCUCUCAAGAGUUAGAUAACAUAAUGCUUAGAUCCAAUUGUUCUGAUUUUCUCGAAUGUGCACCGUCAACCCUUCUCUUUUCCACAUCAAGUCUUUUUGUGUUGAUUUAAUUGUUAUGAUCAACCAGAAAAAAAAAAUGAAUGAACGUUUUUCCGAUUUGAUAACUUGUUUAAUAUAUACAAUAUAUUAAUAAUUUUAGCACUUAAUUUUUAAUUUAUAAAAUAUGUUUGUUUUUUUCUAAUAGAAUUGAUUGAGAGUUGUAACAUACAAAUUUCUCACCAAAUUAAUUGUUAUUAGAUAAUUGAUAUCUCAUUUAUUAUCUUUGUGAUUACACAAUUGAAUUGACUAUUAGAUUUAGAGUUAAAGAGGUCUUGAGAUCAAUUAUAUCAGGUCCAACAUAUCAUAUCAAGACCCAUAAAAAUGUAGGUCUUAACGAGCGAUACCGGUUUACCAAAUCUCAAAACUGACAACACGAUGGAGAUAAGAUCAGGUAGCUUACACACAUAAAUGUUUUAUUUUUUUAAAUUAUCAGAGUCUCCCAGUGAAACUGCAGCAAGGCCCAUAAAUUUAGGGGCCAUACGGUAAUUUUCUGCCCCUCACGGACCCAAAGUCCCAGUCCCAGAAUAGUAAAAUACAAUUAAGUUAGUCUAAACCGUUGAUUAACACAGCAGAGACUCGCAUCCGUUAGAUCUAGGGUUCAAUAACGCCUAAAACCCCCCUGUAUCUAUAUAUAUAAAACCUUCUCUUACUUUAUCAUGUAGCCUCCUAACUGAAAACCCUAAACGGAAAAA